Mugil cephalus (flathead mullet) is the source of this 14653-nucleotide messenger RNA. RefSeq names its product WNK lysine deficient protein kinase 1b (gene wnk1b). Gene Ontology annotation, biological process: monoatomic ion homeostasis; positive regulation of potassium ion import across plasma membrane; intracellular signal transduction. Bases 1272 to 9440 code for a protein of 2722 amino acids. The transcript is spliced from 38 exons. The record is from RefSeq and is a predicted model, not a curated record. Lineage: Eukaryota; Metazoa; Chordata; Actinopteri; Mugiliformes; Mugilidae. Gene Ontology annotation, molecular function: ATP binding; chloride channel inhibitor activity; potassium channel inhibitor activity. Gene Ontology annotation, cellular component: cytoplasm; cytosol.
GAAAGCACAGCCGUCGCCUUGACGAGUCAUCGCUAGAGAGGAGCAACGCGGAGCACACGGAUCCGCUUGCGUGAUGGCUUGAAGACGCGUGAAUAACUGCGGAGCACAGCGGAUUUCUGGCACUACCGGAGCCCAGUGGAGCGAAUCUGACGCGGACUGGAUUUUGAUAUUGAUUACGACGGAGCAUCUCUGAGCCAGGCUGUUGCCUGUUGUGUUGCGGACCCGGACGCAGACAACACAGACACAGACAGAAAGUAGCACCGGAGCCGCCGCGACAACCAGCGAGCGAACUUGGCAUCUCUCCCCCUGUGGGAGGUGUCUGUCUGUCGGCUUUGGGUCGCUGCGCGUUCCGGUCCUCGCGUCUCUGCUUGGACGCUUAUUCAAAAGAAAAAAGGAAGAGGUUGCAGCUUAUUUAUGUUUUUGUAAUUUGCUCAUUUUUUUGCGUGUUUUUCGGCAACCAACUGUGGCUUUAAUGUGACGCACCAUACUGACAUUUGCGCUGUGUGUCGGAGCACUGCAGAGGAGUUAAAGGCUUGUUAAUCAAGUUUCUGCCUUCAUAUUUCUACUGUGCCGCUGCAUCACACACAGAUGUGAAAGUGACAAGGAUUUAAGCAGACCGAGCUGGGCCAGGCCAGGCUGGGCCAGGCCAGGCCUACCUAGCCGUCUGUCUGGCCUUACCAGACGGGCCAGCAACCUUUCCAGGAAAUCCCUCCAGAAGAGGAUUCCGCCUGGUCCUCCAGAGACCUAAAAACUCAAUUUGUAACAAAUUGGACUCCAAUUUUAUUUCGUCAUAUCAGCAUUCGGGAACCCUCCAGACCUUCCAUGUUGUCGUCGUGCCUCUCUGGUUGUUGGCAGCAGAAUGGAUUCGGGUGUUAAUUUGACGGUUGUCACGUCGUUGCAGUGCUUGCACCCCUCCUCCUUUGACUGCCUUUCGUCCUUUCCUUCCCCAGUCUUAAAGCAUAAGCCCCUUCCUCUCACCUGGGGCUUCCCAGAGCCCUGUACGGAAGGGCCUUUUAGGAACUGUAAGUUGUCUUGUUAAAAAAAAACAACUUGGCAUUGGACGCAGAGCUAAAAAGUCCUUGCUUUAAAAAAAAGAAAAACUGCAAAACUCAACAAAGGUUGCUGCACUUAGUCGGUUUAUUUUUUUUGGUCCAGUUUGGAGUUUUUCAGUCUAAAAAGGAGCCAUAACCAGAGUUUACAUUAUAGGUUGGUCUAACUACUCACCAAGUCCAAAUUUAUACAUACUUUUGUGUUCUGAGCCUUUUGGAAAAAUGUCGGAAAGCAGCAGCGAAGCAGUGACAUUCAUUGCCCCGCUCACCCCAACUUCCUCUGCCUCACCCUGUCCAUCACCCCAGACCCCCCACAAGAAUGUGAACGGCUCUGCCAGUUCAGACACGCACGUCGUAGAGAAGCUCGGCGGACAGCCCGAGGUCCGGCGUCGGCGGCACACAAUGGAUAGAGACUCUAAGACGGCCGAGCACCGCUUCUUCCGCCGGAGUGUCAUCUGUGACUCGAACGCCACAGCUUUGGACCUGCCCAGCAAAGCAGCCGUGCUGCUCACCUCCCCUCCAGACUGUGAAUCGAUUCCCAGCUUCUUGUCUCAGCAGCUGUCAUGGCCCAGAACUGGGGAAAGGGAUUCUGAAGAUGAGGGCUCCUCGAGGGGUUCCUAUUUGCAGAGCGCCUCCCUUCAACCUUUUCUUGGGCUCAGUGGAGCAGUUGUAGAAGGGAACGUUAAAAAUAAAGAGACAGAUUUUGGCGCAAGCACAGUUGCUGUUCCGGCUAGUAACGAAGAUGGUGCAAGCGGCACAUUGAAAGACCCCAGUCCGACAGUAUUGGAUGUUACAGACAAAGCCAUAGGCAAACCGCCCGACGUCACGUUGCGUGCCAGAGGGCUCGAGGAUCCGCAACAGGCGGCGAAAGAUGGAAAGGUCAUAGAUCGCGUGAAUGAGGGCGGCUCUCCGAGGGUACAAGGUAGUUCUCCGACCGAGGAGAAAGAAAGGGAGACGGAAGAGGAGAGGGGGUUGGCGAAAGCUCGGGCAGAUCAGAGGGAAGUCGAGAAGCGAGAGCAAGAGGAUAUAGAGGAGGUCGAGACGAAAGCGGUGGGGACUUCGCCAGAUGGACGCUUCUUGAAAUUUGACAUUGAGAUCGGAAGAGGGUCUUUUAAGACUGUGUACAAGGGACUGGAUACAGAGACGACGGUGGAAGUGGCUUGGUGCGAGCUACAGGAUCGCAAGCUGACCAAGUCCGAGCGCCAGCGGUUCAAAGAGGAGGCCGGGAUGUUAAAGGGUCUCCAGCAUCCUAACAUUGUUCGAUUCUAUGACUCAUGGGAGGGACCCUGCAAAGGAAAGAAAUGUAUUGUUCUCGUCACAGAGCUCAUGACAUCUGGGACGUUAAAAACCUACCUGAAGCGCUUCAAGGUGAUGAAAAUCAAGGUCCUGCGUUCGUGGUGCAGACAGAUCCUCAAAGGCCUCCACUUCCUCCACACCAGAGCUCCGCCCAUCAUCCACAGGGACCUGAAAUGUGACAACAUCUUCAUCACGGGGCCCACUGGCUCGGUGAAGAUAGGAGAUCUGGGCCUAGCCACGCUAAAGAGGGCCUCUUUUGCCAAGAGUGUCAUCGGCACCCCAGAAUUUAUGGCCCCAGAGAUGUAUGAAGAGAAGUACGAUGAAUCUGUAGACGUCUACGCCUUCGGGAUGUGCAUGCUGGAGAUGGCUACCUCAGAGUACCCCUACUCCGAAUGUCAAAACGCUGCCCAGAUCUACAGACGAGUUACCAGCGGAGUGAAGCCUGGCAGUUUUGACAAGGUAGCCAUUCCUGAGGUGAAGGAAAUUAUAGAGGGCUGCAUCAGGACAAACAAGGACGAGAGGUAUGCCAUCAAGAUCCUGUUGAACCAUGCGUUCUUCCAGGAGGACACAGGGGUCAGGGUCGAACUGGCAGAAGAGGACGAUGGGGAGAUGAUCGCUAUUAAAUUGUGGCUCAGGAUAGAAGACGUCAAGAAGCUCAAAGGCAAAUACAAAGACAACGAAGCCAUCGAGUUCUCCUUUGACCUGAUCAAGGAUGUCCCUGAAGAUGUGGCUCAGGAAAUGGUUGAGUCUGGCUAUGUUGCCGAGGGAGACCAUAAGACCAUGGCCAAGGCGAUCAAGGACCGCGUGUCUCUGAUCAGAAGGAAGAGAGAACAAAGGCAGCUGGUAAGAGAGGAACAGGAGAAGAGAAAACUGGAGGCUGAACAACACCUGCAGCAGCAGCAACAACAACAGCAGCAACAACAGCAGCAACAACAACAACAACAGCAACAGCAACAACAACAGCAACUUCAACAACAAGAGAGUCUUAAAACACACACACAGACAGAGACAGAGGACACCGAAGUGGAGCAACAGCAGCUUCACUACCAGCAGACCGGCAUCUCGCACACAUCCGAAGGAGGUGUGGACAGCGGCCAGGGUUCAUCGGUUUUCUCCUCGGACUCCCCCCACCUCGGUCAGCUGACCAUGUCGUACAGCUGCCCCCCUUCUUCCCAGCUCCCUUCCCAGCCCCAGCCCCAGUCCCUCUACCCCUCCACCCCCUCUGCUAACCCGCAGCAACACCCAGGUUAUGCCCAGCCGCCGCAGCCGAUGCAGCAUUCAGUGCAACACCCCUUCAGUGGAGGAUCGAGCACAGGAGGAGGAGGAGGAGGAGGGAGCAUCAAUCUCCCCACUCUCCCCGACCCCCCAACUAUUUUCUUCCCCUCCAUCCCCGAGCGCCCCAUUUCCUUCUCGCCUCCUCCCACUGCGCCUCCGAAAGCCUACAACACCCAGAGACGCAAGAGCACUUCCAUUCUCGAGGCUCACACCCGACACUUCCAGCCUGCUUACCCCCGCUAUGGGAGCAGCCUCCACCCCUUUUCUGGGAUGGAAAGUGUCGAGACUCCACCUCUGUUUAUGGUCAGUCCUAGUUUUGCAGCAGCUGCUCAAAGAUUUGGCGUUGGGGAACCCCUGCAUCUCCCAGGACAGUCCGACCCAAGUUUGUACGGCUAUAAAGACUUGAGAGCCGAGCAUGAGGAAGCAGUGAGGAGGUUAAGUCUAAAUCAAGCUGCCUUACUGGACCAUUAUGAAGCAAUGGCCUAUGGCCAUGGAGGAUACCCGAUGACUGCACACCAGCUUAGCCACUUGACUUUCCAUCAGCAGAGACAUGCAGCAGCUGCAGCUGCUAGUUUGGGUUUUGAUCCUGGUCCUCCAUCUCAACCAGGGUUCUUGCACCCACACAUCAUACAAAGAAUGAGUGCACAUAGCCCAUUGCCUCCGCCCUUACCCCCCAUGAGUGUGUCCACCGGUUGCCCUGUUUCGUCUUCAUCUUCUGAGGGAUGCUAUCCUCCACAGCACUGUUCUUCGUCCUCCUUCCCCAUUUCGGCACCUCCGGUCAUGGCUGACGGCCCACCGCCUACCGGAAGUGUCUUUGAGUUUCAUUUAGCAGCAGCCGCCGCAGCUGCAGCCGCCGCAGGAGACCCGAGCCUUCUGGCGUCCAGACUGUACCGAGCCCGAAGGAGCUCCAUGGACCUCCCUCUAGAGGACAACACCGGGACGGGAUCGGGCGGCUCAGGCACAUACAGCCGUCUCCAGCCGGUGACAGAAGAGCUGUACAGUUACAUCAGCCCUGAGCUCCCCUUACCUCCUGGAAGUCUCCUCCUUCAUCACGCCGGUUUAACCGUAAAGGACAGAAGCCCAGAGCCCUCCAGUGACUCUCUGACCUCCUCUGAUGCGGGAGAGUUUCAGUCACCGCCUCCCCCACCUCUUCUUGCGCCGUUUGACUCCUCAGCGGCUCAGUCCAUCCCUCGCACGUCCCCUGCCGCGCUCUACGAGUCAUCAGGCGGAGUGCUUCACAUAGAUCCCCAGGGUCAUCCGCCCUCGGUGCAGAACUUCCUCCCCCCAACCCUGUCCUCUGAGCAGCCGAUUGGGGGAGCGUCAUCAACUCAGCUGGAGUCUCUGAUGCAGAGUGCCUGGGCCCGGCACGGAGGCGUGGUACCAGCCCAGCCAGACAUGACAUACCAUGAGUCAUUACUGGCUAUGCAGGCCGCUAACCCCACGCUGCAGGUCCAGGUCCCCACCCCUCAGGUAACGCCCCCCGCCAGCGCCCAGCAACCUCCUCCUGGAACCUCCCAGCAGGUUGUGUCAUCUAGUCAAAGUAGCACAUCACUUCAGAGCCCCACACACACAACUCUCCCACAGGCAUCUGCACAGCCCGGUGUAACCCCGUCAAACCCUACCGUCCCCUUGGCGACCCUGCCGUCUCCAUCUAUUCCCGUUACCGUGCCGACAGCAGUCGUGGCCUCCCAUCCCUCUCCUCUGCCUAUCCCCGUUGGGGUGGCGCCUGCUAUUGUUUCCCUUCCUCCUCCAACUCCACCUCCUCCUCCUCCUCCUCCUUCUUCUCUUCCCGUGCCCACGCCUGUGCCUCAGCCCUUGGCCACCGUGGUGCCAAUCAUCAGUGUAGUCGCCGCUCCACCUGACCCUCCCGUGGAAGCCCUUCCCCAGUCGGCCUCACAGUCUUCAGAGCUGUCACAGUCCCAGCUGCAGCCGCCCCAAGGUCCUUUAUCUAUCGAGAGCGGCCACUCUGAGACCUCAGGUCUGAGUGACGGCAAUGAAGGAGCAGGAGGAGGAGGUGGAGGAGGAGGAGGAGGUCGUCACGAGGGACGCUCCACUAAGCGACAUCAGAGGCGUUCUGUACGGAGUCGAUCGCGCCAUGAGAAGACUUCUAAGGCCAAGCUCAAUGUUCUCAACAUAUCCAACCGCGGAGACAGGGUGGCAGAGUGUCAGCUGGAGACCCACAACAGGAAGAUGGUGACCUUUAGAUUUGACCUAGAUGGAGACAACCCAGAGGAGAUUGCCCAAAUCAUGGUCCAGAGUGAGUUUAUCCUGGAGAGCGAGAGGGAGUCAUUCAUUGAGCAGGUCAGAGAGGUGAUAGAGAACGCUGAUGAGAAGGGUCUGGAAAGAGACACAAACAGCCAGAUGGCAGGCAACACAGAACAGGAGAUUCCUGCGAUAUCUGCGCCCAUGCCGGGAAUCGCUCCCAGUGCAGCAGCACAAGUGGUCCAUUCAGCAGGCCGGAAGUUCAUUGUUAGUCCUGUACCUGAAGCAAGGCUGAAGGAGCAAAUGUUUCCCACUUCUCCUUCUGGCCCCACACUUUCUGUUGAAGCAGCUCCAUCUCAGAGUCCAGGCCAAGCUAUUGGGUUGUCCCAGUCUGCAGGAGCAAUCAGCUUACAGCAGGCCUUCACCGAACUCAGACAGAACCAAAAUCAGUUUGAUCCAGGACCCAGCACUGCCCCAGCCUCCAUCCACACCACCCAUCCUCCCCUGCUGCCUGCAGCAGCUUCUGUCCCUCCACCCAGCACAGUGGCUCCUCCUGUGGAUGCUACUGCCGGGCUUGUCCCUUCUAAUUUAAACCAGACGCAGGAGAAGGUCUUUGAUGGCUCUCUGCCGCCUCACUCCUCGUCCUCCGCCCCUUCCUCUGUUCCCUCCGUCUGUCUGAGUCCUCCUUGUUCUUCUUCUUCUCCUCCCGCUAUGAUGAAUCAGUCCAUCCUUCAGUCACAGGUACUUUCCCAACCAGUGAUGCAGCCAGUGUCGCAAGUCCAGGGUCAAGCUCAAAUUCAGCCCCAGGCUUUCACUCAGUCUCCAUCCCAGACACUUUCGGCUGUCGUUGCUACUUCAGUACCUUCCACUUUACCAACAGCCAGCAUCUCUGGCUUCCCCCCAACCAUGCUCACCUCCCCUCCUGCCAAGAAUGUCCCCUUUGUAUCCUCCCCUCCCUCUUCCACUCUUAAAGCAAGUGAAUUCUCCUCAGAUCAUCCGUCAAUCGCUUCUGCUUCCUCGUCCUCUCCUUCCCUCUCCUCCACCGUCAUCCCCACCACUGCUAUCCCGGGUCCACAGCUUGUUCCGUCGACCACCUCCCUCCCCAGUCCUGCUCCCUCCUCUUCUUCCUCCUCCUCCUUGGCAGGGCUCCAGCCGGUGACCACAAAUAUUCCUUCAGUCCAACCAACUUCUGUCCACUCCCAGCCUCAGACAACAUCUGUACCUGGGCAGACGCACACACAUUGUGGUGACUGUGAUGUAAGGUGUGAGGCCUCCUCUGAGUCCCUAACCAAACCAGACGACAUCCAAACUCUGGACAAGAAGCUGCGGUCUCUCUUUAUGGACGCUGGUGGUCCCUUGGUGGGAGACAUCUCAGCUGCUGACCCAGCCUCUGGACCUUCUGUGGCAAGUACCUCAUCUUCAAUAGGCCCCGGCCCUACCUCCACCACAUCUGCCACAACACCUGGCUCCAGCCAGCCAUCCAAUCCUCCUCAGCCCCCCUCCAGCCUGGCGCUGGGGUCGUCACCUGUGCCAAUCCAGGGUCUGGGGACUCCAAUCUCCACCCCUGUGCAGACUGUCAUCCUGGCCUCACCUUUAGGCCAGACCACUCCAUCCAAAACUCCCUUAUCCAGGGUAUCGGCCUCUUCUCCUUCAGAGCUCCUGCCAUCCUUCCCUGGACCUUGUCUAAUACAGUCCCAGCAGCCUCUGGAGGACCUGGAUGCUCAGCUGAGGAGAGCACUGAGCCCAGAGACCGUCCCUGUGGGCUCACACACACCGGUUUCUCACAGUACCGUGCCUUCAAUGGGACAACCUAUGCCCUUCCCCUUGGAGGAAAACGCCUCUCCUGCUGCUCCUGUACUUCAGUUGGGAAGAUUUAAGGUGACUAAGGAGGAAGAGCCUGCCAUCAAGCCCCCAUCCUGCACUGAAUCUUCCUCCACAACCUCCUCCACUUCAUCCUCCUCCUCAUCAUCCUCCAGCCUCUCCAGCCCGGAGAACACUUUGCACAAAGACUCCUCAUCUCCUCUGAGGGCGACAGGAGACGUUGUGGAUGGACCCCCUCAGAGGACUCCUGCAGGAUCUCACCACCCCUCUCCUUUCACCUCUCCUUGCCCCUCACCCAACCCCACCAAAUCUAUUGGACGCUUCCAGGUUACCACCAACCCUGAGGCCCGCGUUGGUAGGUUCUCAGUCAGUCGUGCCCAGGAGCAGAGCAUCGAACCCAGACAGAGUCCUCCGCCUGCUGCCCAGGCUUCUAACGGACCCAGUGACCCUGGCCAAAUUCUGACCCCCGACUCCACUCAUAAAGCCUCCCUGCCUAGUCUGAACAACAACUCCUUCAAUAACUCCUACAUUAGCAGCGACAACGACUCCGAAUUUGAGGAUGAAGACUUCAAACGAGAAGUCAACCGCCUCAGAGAAAAGCACAUGCGUGAGAUUCAGGCCCUCCAUUCUCGCCAGAAGGAGGAAAUAGACAGUCUGUUCACCAGGCUCGGAAAGGUUCCUCCAGCUGCCGUCAUUCCUCCAGUUCUAGCCUUGACUGGCAGAAGGAGACGACCAACCAAAAGCAAGUCAUCCAAAUCGUCCAGAACCAGCUCCACACACGGCAGCAAGAGUCCGUUACAGCAAGGCAGCACUUUAUCCGCGCAGAGCAUCCCGACUAUGUACCCCGGCCAGCUGGCUCUGUUAGCCCCAGGAGGAUUGGCCGAUUCGGCCAGCAACACUUUGCUCCAGCCCCUCAAACCCUCCCCCUCCAGCGACAACCUGUGUUCAGCCUACACCAGCGACGCGGCACUCUCUGUGCCCAGCCUGUGCGCUCCCACUCCAGGCUGUGUAAAGUUCAGCUGGGGUUCGGAGCGUUUGGCCUUCAAGCCUGGCGGCAGGAGGACGCGCUUUCUGAGUACGCCCUGCUUGGCUCUUUGGAAGAUGGUGAAAAAAGUCUGCCCCUGCAACCAGCUCUGUAGGACUAACAGCACCAACGCCGUGAGUGGUUCAGGCGGUCUGGGUCAAAGCCAAGGGGGUUCUCAGUGUCUGCCGCCCAACAUGUCCGCCCCCCACCAGAGGAAAGGAACCUUCACCGACGACCUCCAUAAACUGGUGGACAACUGGGCCAGAGACGCCAUGAACCUCUCACAGGGUAAGAGGAGUGCCAAACAGCUGCAGCAGGCUCCAGCACAGGGACACAGCUACGAGGUUAUCCAGUCAGCCAGUCUGGGCCGGAAGUACUCAGCUCCCAGUCAGCUGUGUCCCAGCAGCAUAGGUGGUUCAGCCCACCUCCCUACAAACCCCACCACUGCUACCUCUCUGGCCGCCCGCAAGGGCUCCUUAUGCCACCCUCCUGCCUCCUCCACUCCGCCUCAACCCCAAGUCCCCCAGUUCAUCCACUACACCCCCACUGCUGCCUACAGCGCACAAUGGUCCGGCCCGGCCCACGGCCUGUCAGCCCAACACCCGGCCCCGACGCCGACGCCUCUUCUGGUCAGCACCUCUCAGCCCCUGGGCCCCUACCCCACCACGCAGGGCCAGAUUCCCGGACAGGGGCCUCUGCAGGCUUUCCAUCUGACCAACAAUCUGCAGAAAUCAGUCAGCAACCCAGGAGGACCCAACUUGAGGACCACGUAGGGCCGGUAGCGAGGGCUGGUUUGAAUCACGGCCCGACCGGACUGUUUAAGAGUGGAGUGUUUUGGGCUGGAUUGUUUGGAGGGAAAAGGAAGGAGCGUGGAGUGUGUGUGGCGGGGGGGGAACAAAAAAAAAAAAAAAAAGAAAUUCCAUCCAGCCAUCUCCACUCUCCUCUGCUUCCAUCCAUGUGCGAUCUUGCUGUUGGCCGCGGGGCUUGUGACGGUCAGCCAAAUGAUCAAGGAGGAACGAAAAAGACUCACGAGUGCAAUGUUAAUAGGCCAAAGAGGUCCCGACAGGGUAUGGGAUUGUGUGACUGUUUGUGUGCGCUGCGUGGGUCCUUCUGGCUGGGUCACACUUGUUCCAUUUCACGCUCUAAAUUGAAUGAACAAGUCGGUACAUGGCGCGACAGCGGUUGACGGGGAAGAGGUUUCACCACCGGGCUGAGGAGGACUUGAGUUAUUGGCAGAGGUUUCAGCGGGAAGAGCUGCUCGUUGCCUCUGCUGUGUAGUCUCUGUCACAGUGUUGUCACUGCGAGGCUCAGACCAAAUAGAAACGCGCAACAGUUGCAGCUCUUUCCUCUGAAUUUAAAACCGCCGGGGAUGAGCACGGCCGGCCUUUACAUUACAGUCGUCUUGCUUCGUCGGCGUCCUCAAACCCUCUACUUAAUGAUUACAAGGAAAGAUGUUAAUAAUGGCAGCACAUAGAGGCGUAGCGGUUCAGGAAGUUGGGAAAACCUCUCUUAAACAUUAAAAGCACAAAGAAUACCAAGAACAAAAAAAAAGCAUUUUUGAGAAAAGAUGUAGCCCAGCACUUGAGGAAAAGUAACGGUUUGACGAACUAUCCAAACAGACAGAGAGAGAUGGAGGGAAAGGAAGUUGAUGAAGGGGAGCGGAGAGGUCAUCUGUUUACGGUUACAGCGUGCGUUAACGAACACGCGAGCGCUGAACCCAUCGAACGCCCUCUUCCUCCAUCCCUCUCUGUUGCCACGUGAAGCAAUAACAGCAGAAACCUUUUAGAGGACGAGAAGAAAAAAAAAAAGCCCAAACACAAGAGAACUCAGCGUGAAAAAAAAGUGGCCUUGUUAUCAGAAUAACAUCCUUGUACAGUUUGCGUCUGUUCAUUUUUUUUUUUUUUUUUAGAAUGUCAGCUAUGAUGAUGAUGAUUCCAUUUCGUUGUUUAUUUUGUUUUGCUCGCCCCCCCCCUCCCGCCCCAGCCCCAGCUAGCAACCUGACACUCUCAUCCACACACAGUGCAUGAAACAUAUUUGCAUACAGAGUUGUGUAAAUACACUCAUCCUCGGAGGUGCAGUGACCGACUUCAACUCACCGACUACGCCUCAGUUUCCGAGUGUCAUAAUUCGUCGUUUGGGGUUUGAAAUGAUCGCAAAUGUACAUUAUUAUCAUAAUUAUUGUUGUUGAUGAUUAUUAUUCUAUUUAAAAAAAAAAAAAAAAACUUCAGAAAAAAAAGAAACAAAAAACGUGUUCUGUCAAUGGACCUGUUAUACGUGCACAUCGGUGUACGAUGUGGAGACACUGUGAUUACUGUUGUUUGUUAUUAGCAAAUGUUGUUGGACAACAUUAGUUUUAGGGUGAAAUGUCGCAAAUUCAAAAAAGAAAAGAAAAAAAACAACAAAACCUGAAGCAUACAGAGAAUACUUCGGGGUCCUUUCACUUUCAAUUCACUGCUUUCCCGCAAAUGGAUUUCAAUGAUCAAAAUGUGAAAAACUGUAGACCCCUCCUUUCAAUAAGCGUCCUUCCAUCCACUUAAGGACAAGUAAACCAAUGCCUUACCGACAACUAAUCAACCGCAGUCUCACUCCACCUUUUACGAGUGAUUGAAUUGAAAGUCGAAACCGACCUGAGUAUGAAAAGACAAACUGGGAGUGAACGGCAGGAUAGUUCAAUAUUUAGAUAAUAAAGUAAAGCUAGCUAUUUUGUUUUUCUUUUCUUAAAACAGUACUUAUAUAUCAGACACUUUAAAUAUUCCCUUACUUCCCUGGUUUUGUUAGAUGAAUGUGAAUGUAUAAACCAAUGGUGUCCAUUUUGGUGUACUUGAAAAAAAAAAGGAAACUUUUUAAUUUUGCUGUCUUUGCUUCUCCUGACCCCCCCGCCUCCCUCCCCUCCUUCUAGAGCCUCCAGGUCGAACACUGGAGGCGCUUUACUAGUGCCUUGCAUCCUUCCUGUUGCUUCUUCGUCGGGUUACAUUUGACAGUGGAAAAUAUUAAGUGGGUGGUGACGGCUGGUUAGCGUGGUUGGUUUAGCCGCAGAGGCCUGCGGUAAUAAUGGCGUGCGUGUGUGCAAGAGUUGGAUUGAGGUUAAUUCUCUUGAGUGAGUUUUCUGCUGUGUUUUUUUUUUUUUUUUUUUUUCUGGAUAGAAAACAAAAAAACACAUACAAUAGGAAAAACUGAAGAUGAAUUAACCGAGGAGAUUGGAGAAGGCCACCAUUUGACGUCAGUGUUGUUUCUAUUGCUGUAUUUUAUUUUAUUAUUAUUAUUAUUAUUUUCAGUUUUAUGGAGGGAGUUAUAGAAGAUUGUAUUUGAAGCUUGGACCACUCUGUACUUAUUCUGAACCGGGUGCAGCAUACAGUCAGGAGACGACAAAAACAUUCAUUUUAAUGUUCUGUAGCACGGGUUUUUUUUAUACCAUAAUGCAAAUUCGUUUGAAAUCAGCUAAAAUCAAAAGCUUUCUGUGUCGAAAUUUUAAUCUCUGCGUCUACCAUAAGUAGUAAAAAAUUAGACAUGGGGGUUGAUGUUCAGCUGAAUUGGCUUUAAUAGGAAUGAUGGUGUUGCUCUCUUAUUAAAGUCAGUGGAGAGGUAGCCUCCGUACUAGAGGACGGUUCAAGUCGGCUCCUUAGAGGCUGUUAAAAGCCUAUUAUCUAAGAAUAUAAUGUUCAUCUGCGUCAUUAUGGCCAAUGCCCAAGUGUGGUUUGACGACCUUCAGCAGAUUUUGAUUUAAAAAUUAAUUUCAAACCAGGGACAACUGAGCAGAAAGAAGUCCUUAUGGGAUAUGGUGGACACCAUGGGACUUUAUUUCAGAACAGACAUGUACGGAAGACAAAUGUUUAAAUUGUGCCAUGAAUUACACACAUGAUGUUUGUUAAUUUAAGAGAUAAUUUUGGCCAGAAAGACAUAAAAAAGAGAGAGAUAAAAAGAAAUACCAGCGAGUUUCUCUGUAGCUGCUUAGUAUGAAUGUUGAAUGCUCCAACAUGUCCGUCCUCUUGGCACAUUUUUCCACCUUCUACCAAAAGAUAGAAAAAUCUUUGAAAAGGUUAAAAUUAACACAGUCUACCUGUGUCUAUCUUCCUUGAUCUUCAGUUACUUAAAACAGCUUAAUGUCAAACUGCAACUUGCAAACUUAUCUUUUAAGUUGACAAACAUCAAAUGCGUCAUUCAUGGUACGAUUCGGACUGGACUAAAAAAAUAAAUACAAAUUGUGACGUGCUUUGUCUUCCGUACAUAUUUAUUUUUCAAAAUAAAGUACCAUUGAUGUCCACUAUUAGAGAGUAGGACACUGUCUUUCUAUGUAAAUUCUAUCAUGUAAAAUGGCCCAAACUGUUCAAAUUCUGGCAUAAAAUUAGGAACUAAGCAGUCACAAUAAUACAAACUAAUCUGAUAGGGCUUUUAGAGAAAGGCGUCUGAAAUCAUUGUAUGUCCCCCUGGUAAAGAUGUUUUUGAAUCUGCACAAUUAGAGGUUUAACAGACGUAACUUCCAAGGCAGUGGUGGUGGUGACAAUAGUAACAGUGGCGGUUGAAAUGACUGUAAGCUCAAAUGGUGGUGAUGGUGAUUUUGCUGGUAGUGAAAGUUAAAAAAUGACAGAAGUGUAAUGGAGUUAGUUUGGAUCCGAUGCUUUUUGACACCCUUUCCCGUUUGCUCUUUUUCAUUUCUCAGUGCUAACGCGACAUAUCUGGUACAAGCAUCUUGUCUUUUUCUCUGGGAAUGGCUUUUCUGGAUUUCCAUAAACAUAUUACGAAAAGGUUACUUUGUAAGGUUUGUACAAAACAAAACGUCACAUUUCUUAGAUUUUUUUUAUUUUAUUUUAUUUUUUCACUUCUCACAGUGAGUAAUGCAGCAUUUUACUACUAGGCAAGUUUGGUUGAAGCUGUGAAUAAUCAUUGAGACACUUUGCUUUAGUUAUGAGCAGUACAUCAAACUCCUCCCCGAUGCCACAACUCGUUGCCAUUUGAUUUGUUGUCAGUGAAGUAGGAGACAUUUAAAAUAGUAUAUUUACCUGCUUGUACUCACUUUGGAUUUUCACUUUGCAGCCGCACAGUCCUCAAACAGUUUCCACAUUUGAAGUUUGCUGUGUCUCUAUUUAAUACAGUAUAAGAAAGGCCUACUGUUCAGUGGCUGCAAAGUGAUCGUCUACUAUCAAGCACUGAGCUCACAGUUGCUGAGUUUUUCUUUUUUUUUCUUUUUAUUAUUAUUUUUUUAAAGACAUCAGUGAAGUUUGAGCGCUGUAGUGGAGGAAUCUUACUGUGAAAGGCUGGACACGCUCUUAUUGUGAAGUAGGAUUCUGUUUCUGGUGACACACUUGCAGUGCAGCGGUAGCAUUAUUAGAGAGCUGAGCUUCUGUUGGUGUUUCUGCUCGUUCAGGAUUCGCUUUACCCUUUACGCUUUUUACUGUAGAAGUGCCCACGUGUUAAACAAAUGCCUUUUUAAGUGCACCAACGGGUAACACCUGCUAACAGAUACAGACUCAGUGCAUCUCCUUGCUGUUUCAUGUAGCUUGCUCCUGUGCAAUGACGUCCCCCCCCCCCUCCUCACCCCACCCCACCUCACCUCUCCCACCCCCGAGCACAGCGCCGGUUUCUCGGGCUGUUGCCACUUUCUCCCCCCCCCCCCCCCCCCUCCGACGUUGUUCUCACAUUUUAUUUUUUAGCUGUCACUCGUUUUACGUUCCGUUUUAAAUGUCUCUAGCAGCACCUAAUUUAAUUCAAUCUUUUCUCUGUAUCGUGGUUGACAUUGUACAAAAGUGGUUGGAUUUAAAAAAAAAAAAAAAAAGAAAGAAAGAAAGAAAUAUAUAUAUGGAUGAAUGAAUGAACGGGGAAAAGAAAUACACGUAAGGAGUCAUCGGCAGCCUUUAACGGUAUGUUUUGCACUAAGUAGAGAGUGUUCAAGCUUCAUAUUAAAAACAAAACUUUGCGCUUUGCGCUACAAUACAAUGAAAUUUGUUACUUUAUUUGUAAAAACUUAAUAAAUAAAAGUUGUUUAAAUGAA